This is a messenger RNA of Astyanax mexicanus (Mexican tetra), 2542 nucleotides long. RefSeq names its product protein arginine methyltransferase 1 (gene prmt1). The record is from RefSeq and is a predicted model, not a curated record. The transcript is spliced from 10 exons. Lineage: Eukaryota; Metazoa; Chordata; Actinopteri; Characiformes; Acestrorhamphidae. Gene Ontology annotation, cellular component: nucleus. The coding region runs from base 88 to 1176 and encodes 362 amino acids. Gene Ontology annotation, molecular function: protein-arginine N-methyltransferase activity.
AAAAGGCGUAGUUUGGGAGGUACUUCAUCGCAGCAGUCCAAUCAGAGAGCCGGAGUAUGUGGGCGGGAGUCUAAAGGGGAGCGUUUAAUGUUCCGCGCUGCAGCUGCGAGUCCAAAACUUGUCGGCGAAAUGGCGGAGACGACGGACAGGAUGGAGGUGUCCCAGGGAGAGAGCUCAGAGAAGCCUGCGGCUGAAGACAUGACGUCCAAGGACUACUACUUUGAUUCCUAUGCUCACUUUGGCAUCCACGAGGAGAUGCUUAAAGAUGAAGUGCGAACUCUCACAUACAGAAACUCCAUGUUUCACAACAAGCAUCUGUUCAAAGAUAAGGUGGUGUUGGAUGUGGGCAGUGGAACUGGCAUCCUGUGUAUGUUUGCAGCUAAGGCUGGUGCCAAGAAGGUUAUUGGGAUUGAGUGCAGCAGCAUAUCUGACUACGCUGUGAAGAUUGUCAAGGCCAAUAAGCUAGAUCAUAUUGUGACCAUUAUCAAGGGCAAGGUGGAGGAGGUGGAGCUUCCAGUGGAGCAUGUAGACAUCAUUAUCUCUGAGUGGAUGGGCUACUGUCUCUUCUACGAGUCCAUGCUCAACACUGUGAUCUAUGCCAGAGACAAGUGGCUGAAACCUGACGGGCUGAUCUUCCCUGACAGAGCCACUCUUUACGUCACAGCUAUUGAGGAUAGGCAGUACAAGGAUUACAAAAUCCACUGGUGGGAGAAUGUCUAUGGAUUUGACAUGUCCUGCAUUAAGGAGGUGGCUAUCAAGGAGCCACUGGUGGAUGUCGUUGACCCCAAACAGCUUGUCAGCAGUGCUUGUCUCAUUAAGGAGGUGGAUAUCUACACAGUGAAGAUUGAGGACCUGUCCUUCACAUCACCCUUCUGUCUGCAAGUGAAGAGAAACGACUACAUCCAUGCUCUGGUUACCUAUUUCAACAUUGAGUUCACGCGCUGCCACAAAAGGACUGGGUUCUCCACAAGCCCAGAGUCUCCAUACACCCACUGGAAGCAGACAGUGUUUUAUCUGGAUGACUACCUGACUGUGAAGACGGGAGAGGAGAUCUUCGGCACCAUCAGCAUGAAACCCAACGUCAAGAAUAACAGAGACCUGGACUUCACUGUAGAUAUUGACUUCAAGGGUCAGCUGUGCGAGAUGUCCAAGACAUCAGAGUACAGGAUGCGCUAGAACCCCUGUAGUAUUAGUCUGUUUUGUCUGGGGCAACUGAUCUUGUCUGGAGGGAGAUCAUUGCAUGUUUCGUGUGUGAGCUCAUUCAUUUUAGAGAUCUGGUCUUAUGCUUACAGAACAUCACAGGUGAAGUUUUCAGCUUUUAUAUGGACACUUUGAAUUUAUUUUGAAAUGACCACACCAGAGGAGACUUGACCUGACCCUUUUUAAGUGUGCAAUACUUGGAUCUUUUUUUUUUUUUUAAACCUUUUCACACAUCUGAGAUACCUCACCUCUAUGAAGACAUGUGCCCACACAAACAUGCACUGCCUCCCUCUUGCCUGUACAUAGCGUUCAUGUUCAGUCACUGCAGUUGUACAGUCAUGAACCCCUGUUACGGCAACACGUCCUUGUCCCCCCUUUUUUGUAUUUAGUUUGUUUCUAAGAAGAGCCUCCUGUUUCAUUGUCCCUCCAUCAGUCAGCAUAUCUGUGUUGGUCGUGGGGAGAUGGGGAGCAGUUGUCCGUCAUUGUAUCUUUAAAAUUCCAUUCAGGCAGUCCAUAGUCUACAGUGUUAAAAUAUAUCUUGUCCUACCGAUGUAAUAAGGUUGUUCUGAGCCCUGCCCUGUGUCCCAGUUUUAUCUGGUUCUGCCUGUUCAGUGUACAGUAGAGGGUGCCGUAAUAAGGUCCCUUGAAGGGUCAUUCUAGUUUCUUAUGUUUUGACUAAUGCUAGCUACCCUGUGGUCAACCAGUUUUAAACCCAUUCUUCCUCUCUUAUUGGGAGUUAAGUGAGGGAGAGCACAAUUACAGUGGCUGGGUAGAAGAUGCAUGAUUUUAGCCUUAUGCUUUAGUUCUAGGUGCUGUUGCAAGUCAUGGAGUGAUGGAAUGAUUUCCCUUUCCUUCUUGCAGUCUAAAUUUAUCUUUCCAAAGUGGCCGAUCUGGUUAAGGUUUGUCUUCUACCCACCAUUUGUGCUGUAAGCACUUAAACAAGUGGGGUCUAGAUUGUUUAAUGCAGAUGGUGACCCCUAUAGACCUGUUAAAGGUUGUUUCCCAUAAUUAAGCCUAGUUUUGGGCUUUAUAAUAUUGCUCCUGUUAAUGCCUGGGCUUCAUGCAUGUUUGAGAAAGCAAUUCCUCAUUUCCCCCAAGAGCUGGUGUUUAGAACACCUGUUGAGCCUAGACAGGUUAUUUUUUAUCUUUCUGUGAAUGUUGGUCCAAGACUAGGCUUAAACUCGCACUCUACUUUGUGUUGUGGGGUCUAGUUCUUCUCUGGAGGUGCAAAUUGAAUUGCGUUUAUCACUUGUCUGGGGUACAGCUGGCUUAGGAGUAUGUCCAAUAGAAUUGUGUUCAUCUUUUUUCCUUUUUUUAAAUAAAAAUAAAGUUUGGGGAGAAA